AUGUUGUGUAACCCUUUCAUUCGAAAAUUCAAAAUAUUGCCUCCUCUAAAAGUUCCAGACCAAAGUUCUGUUGAAAUAUUUUAUAUCUUAGUGCAUGACAGUUUCAUUAAUAAUUAUAAGAUUAUUGCUGUUAAUCACCUUAGUAGAAAAAUAGAAGCCAGCGUCCAUAUUUUGGGUACAGAUCAUUGGAGAAGGAUUCGGAAUGUCCCAGAUCCUAACCUUAUUCUAGAGUCUAGAUUGGGAACAUUUGUGAAUGACUCUGUUAAUUGGUUGGUAUGUGCUGCUGUACGGUCCAUUGUUUCUCUUGAUUUGGAGAAGAAAGAGUCUUAUAAAAAAUUUGCACUGCCGGUCUUUGAUGAUAUUACCUCUUUUUUGACCUUAGGGACAUUGCGGGGUUGUUUGUCUCUCCUUUUUGACAAGAGGGACGAGUUUUGUGAUGUUUGGAUUAUGAAAGAAUACGGUAAUGAAAAGUCUUGGACGAAAUUGUUAAUUGUUCCUCACAUGAAAGAAAGUCAUUUUUAUGGGUAUACCAAGGCAUUAUAUAUUUCAGAGGAUGACAAAGUGCUGAUGGAGUGUAUGAAGAUGGGAAUAAGUAGUUUGGUUGUUUAUGAUUCCAUAAAUAAUAAUUUCAAGAUUCCUAAAUUUCAAUACAAAAACGAGGGUGAGAUGACACCUGAUGUAUAUGUUGAGAGUUUGAUAUCACCUUGGUAG
Messenger RNA from Vicia villosa (hairy vetch), 711 nucleotides. Its product is annotated as F-box/kelch-repeat protein At3g23880-like. The transcript has a single exon. The record is from RefSeq and is a predicted model, not a curated record. The coding region runs from base 1 to 711 and encodes 236 amino acids. Lineage: Eukaryota; Viridiplantae; Streptophyta; Magnoliopsida; Fabales; Fabaceae.